This is a messenger RNA of Oncorhynchus tshawytscha (Chinook salmon), 3921 nucleotides long. RefSeq lists its product as uncharacterized. Gene Ontology annotation, molecular function: zinc ion binding; protein binding. The record is from RefSeq and is a predicted model, not a curated record. The transcript has 11 exons. NCBI's taxonomy places the organism in Eukaryota, Metazoa, Chordata, Actinopteri, Salmoniformes, Salmonidae. Bases 331 to 3906 code for a protein of 1191 amino acids.
CAUUUGUUUUAAUUUAAGAUGGCAAAUAUCGUGGUUUAUCACAGGAUUAGAGACCACUUGUUUUACAUGAGCCUUAGUUCAGAGAACAGAGAACUCGGGGCAGGUUUAUUUCUAUGGACGUGUAUUAAGGACGACGUAACGUUGGAAACAAAAGUCUAGGCGAGGCCGUGGGCUGCGGACUAUAUUGAAUCAAGAUAGUUCAGGAGAACAAUCUGGCUUUCUGUGAAAUGUGCUGAGCAACAGUAAACUGCCUUGGAUUUUCAUCCGCCGUCAUUUCUGAGAAGGAGCCGAUGGAAAUCACCUGACGUCUAUGGGGAGAGUGAAGUAAAUAUGGAGGAAGACAGCGUUAAACAGGAGAGGGUGGGGUCUCCGUGUCUGUCCAUGAAGAGUGAUUGGUCCAUGGACAGGCCCAUUAAGUUUGGAAAAGGUGCCAGUGGUAAACAGGAGAGGGUGGGGUCUCCGUGUCUGUCCAUGAAGAGUGAUUGGUCCAUGGACAGGCCCAUUAAGUUUGGAAAAGGUGCCAGUGGUAAACAGGAGAGGGUGGGGUCUCCAUGUCUGUCCAUGAAGAGUGAUUGGUCCAUGGACAGGCCCAUUAAGUUUGGAAAAGAUAUCUGUGUUAAUCAGGAGAGGGUGGGGUCACCGUGUCUGUCCAUGAAGAGUGAUUGUUCCAUGGACAGGCCCAUUAUGUUUGGAAAAGAUGCCAGUGAGCUGACAGCCAGUCUACUGACAGAGGACCACUUCAGAUGUUCAGUGUGUACAGAGGUUUUCAAAGAGCCAGUCUCCAUCCCCUGUGGACACAGUUACUGCAGACGGUGCAUUGAGACCUACUGGAACCAGCCUGACCAGACAGGAGACUACGACUGUCCCCAGUGCAGAAAGAGAUUCAGAACCCGUCCUGACCUCCUCACUAACUCAGCCUUGGAGAAGGUGAUUGAGAAACUCCACCAGGCAGGGUUCAAGGUCCCUGCUCUUCCCAAGCACUGCUACGCUGGACCUGAAGAUGUGGCCUGUGAUCUCUGCACUGAGAAACAGCUCAAAGCUGUGAAGUCCUGUCUGACCUGCACUGCCUCCUACUGUGAGAGACAUGUCAAGCAUCACUACACUGUAGCAGCUCUACAGAGACACACCCUGGUGGAGGUGACUGGAAACCUGGAGCAGAAACUGUGCCAGCUGCACCACAGAGCUCUGGAGGUCUUCUGUAAGACAGACCAGGUUUCUGUUUGUGUUCUGUGUGCCUUGCAGGACCACAAGAACCACGAUGUCAUAAAGAAUGAGAGAGAUACUGAAGAGGAAAACACCAAAACUCAGGAGGAACAGAUUGCCUCCAGGCUGGAAGCUCGACUCCAGAGAGAGAUCAUGAUUCUACAACAUAAUACAGAGGAGCUUCCUGCUGAGAACUCUGAACAGAAUGUCAAGAACGCGACCAUUGAGCUGAACAAUCCUGCCAAGCAUUUCUGCAGAAGCCUGACUGAAGACUGGACAGCAGACAGUGUUGUGGUGGCUGCCCUCGGUCGUCCCUUCGAUCUUGGGAUGUUGUAUGACUGCCGCAGUGACUCAUUUUAUUCAGAUGUCAGUCUUUGGGAUGACAGUACAAUAGCCUUCAUGCGUCAGUCUCUACCUCGGCCUCUCACAGAGGUGAAGUGUAUUGAAGGAGACUCCCUUCAGGACAGAUUCAGGGCUCUGGAUGUGACCACUCCUCUCAGAGCCAGUGUCUUGUCUGGACUGGUGGAGGUUGGAGGUGCUGCUGGAUACCUGAACCAUCCUGUUCAGUCCACACUGCAGGACCGGGUCACUCUACAGUACAGAACCACUACCAGACUGGACAUGCUCAGUCACAGGGUGCUUCAGGAGGAGACAGUCAGAACACAACGAAAGGCAACUCAUGUGGUCAUGGCUGUUCUCUAUGGAGCUCAAGCAUUCUUUACCUUUGAUUACAAACACAUCAACGGACAACACAGUGGUGCAGGAGAGGCAGAUAUGCACAGUGUUGUAAAGAAGAUGAUCCCCACCUUCAGUGCAGAUCAGAUCUUUUACAGCUUGAGUGACACUGAGAAACUGAACAGUUCGUUGUAUCAGUGUACUCUCUACUGUGAUUUAGACCAUAUCAAUGGCUCCAUGACGUAUGACAGAGCUCUAAAAGUCUAUGAAACUUUCCCGAAGCACCUUGGACAGCAAGGAGAGAAAGCAGUGCCUCUGUACGCAUGGCUCUAUCCUCUGAAGAAUCUGGACAAUUCUGUUGAAAUUCAAUUUUUCACAAAGGCAGAGGGUGUGCUGGACCAUCUGAGGCAGGCCACCAUGAGAUGCCAGGAGAUGAUGACAGACUUCACCAAUGGUUGUGUGAUGAAAUGGUUUCCUGAUCUGAAGUAUAAACUGUCUAGAUUAUCAGAGCUUCUGCAGAAGUACCAGUCGGAGUUUAAGAUAGAGCUGGCCAUGGCAGUAAAGACCAUGAGAGAGAGUGAAGGGGUGGAUGAAAACAGACUGAGAGACAUUCUCCAGAACCAUGACCAGUCACCGUUCUGUCUUCAGUCUAUACAGUUGUGGCUAAACAACAAGGCAGCGGAGGUGAGGGCUCUGAAUGUCUGUAAAACAAGAAACAUCCCCAUGAUGAAAUCUCAGGAAGAGCUGGACGGUGUCCUCAGAUCCUCAAAGGACAGGCUGCUGUGUUUCACUCUGACCUCCCUGGAGGAUGAAGAUCCAUUCCUCUCCACCAUGGAGCAGCACAAACACUCUGUUCCAAUGAACACCGUGAACCAAUCUGAUCUCACUGGACAGCAGCACAAACACUCUGUUCCAAUGAACACCGUGAACCAAUCUGAUCUCACUGGACAGCAGCACAAACACUCUGUUCCAAUGAACACCGUGAACCAAUCUGAUCUCACUGGACAGCAGCACAAACACUCUGUUCCAAUGAACACCGUGAACCAAUCUGAUCUCACUGGACAGCAGCACAAACACUCUGUUCCAAUGAACACCGUGAACCAAUCUGAUCUCACUGGACAGCAGCACAAACACUCUGUACAAGAGAACACCAUGUACCAAUCUGAUCUCACUGGACAGCAGGAGACACAGCGACCAUUCAAACCUCCCGAUUUAACUCAGAAAAUACAGUCUGCCCUCCGCUUGUUCACCAAAUCCUAUGAAGACAGCGGAGAUGGAGAGAACAUCAAGUUCAUAGCAGCAGUUAUACAUGAUAUCAGUAUUCCUGGAUCCUCCAUUCGUCUGUAUCAACAAGGCAGUAUCAUCACCACCAACUUUCAGCUGGGAUUAAAACCUGAUCCAUUCCAGGUAGCAGAGAUAAAACAGAGCUGUGUCUUCCUGCAGUUUCCACAGUCAACCAUCAGAAGACCUGAGAGGUACAGAGUAGAGUACAGAGUCAUGACUACUGGUGUUAGCAAGGUUAGCAAACGGCCAUGGAAUGUAGUAGACACCCUGGCUCCUGCAGAAACCUGUCUGGUGCCAGGUCUGAAACCGUUCACACUGUACCACAUCAGGUACUCUGUUAUAGAACACUCUGGUAUGAGUGACUUCAGCAAGGUCAUUGAGGUCAAGACCCUGAGAUCCCCACCUGAACAGCUGUAUGUGAGCCGGCUGCUGAACAAAACAAAGGAAACCGUCAAAGUGACUUGGUUCCAGCCAGAGUGUGAAGAUGGUGCCUCUGUACUCCACUACAAAGUAGACUAUAAAGAGACAGGACUGGAGGGCUGGUCUACCAUGGUAACAGAGGGACCUGAAUGUUACUGUGAUGUAACUCUGAACCUCAGUACCUGCUACAGAGUCAGAGUGUCAGCUGUCUAUGGAGAAGGAGACACCAGUGAAACCAGCAGAGAGACAGAUGUCCCAGUCAAUGGUGAGUUUCUACAUAACUAUUUAGGAAUGAUGAGGAAACUAAAGGUUACCCUGUCCUGACCUAGCUAAUUAUCA